UACACAUUCAGUUCGUUAUCUUACUUAUCCAUUUAUAUAUGAAUAUCAUGUCUAUAUAUUAAGAUAUAAACUUAAUAAUAGUGUUAGUAUAAAAUGUAUAUUCUAGUUAUUAUACCAUUGUUUCUUAACUUGUAUCAUGUUAGAACUUGGAAUGUAUACGGAUAUAUGGAAUCUCAGAUACCAGAGCAAAUACAUAUUGCUUUAGGAGAGCAACCAUCCACCAUAAGUGUAACUUGGGUUACACAAGAAAACACAGAGAGUUCAACUGUACUCUAUGGUACUAUGCUGUUAAAUAUGAAAAGUACUGGCUACGUUAAAGAGUUUAUUGAUGGAGGACGUGAACAACGCAAAAUGUAUAUACAUCGAGUGAUCUUAUCCGAUUUAAUUGGUAAUACAACUUAUUAUUAUAAAUGUGGUAGUUUAGAUGGUUGGUCAGAUGUUUUGAAAUUUCGUGCUCUCCCAUCUCAUCCUUAUUGGUCACCUAAAAUAGCAGUUUAUGGAGAUAUGGGGACAGCUGAUGCACUUUCACUACCCGAAUUAAUUCAUCAAGUCAAAGAUUUAAAUAGUUAUGAUGUGGUAUUACAUGUUGGUGAUUUCGCCUAUAAUAUGGAUUCAGAUAACGCAAGAGUUGGUGAUCAAUUUAUGCGUAAUAUACAACCAAUUGCAUCAAAAGUUCCUUAUAUGACAUGUGUUGGUAACCAUGAAGCUGCUUACAAUUUCUCAAAUUACAAAGCAAGAUUCACAAUGCCUGGAGGUGAUGGCGAAUCACAAUUUUAUAGUUUUAACGUUGGACCUGCGCAUAUUGUGGCAUUUUCUAGUGAAUUAUAUUACUUUUUAUUUUAUGGAUGGAAAACAUUAGUGAUGCAAUAUGAUUGGUUGAUUAAAGAUUUACAAGAAGCGAAUAAACCAGAAAAUCGAAAAAAUCAUCCAUGGAUUAUUGUAAUAGGUCACAGACCAAUGUAUUGUUCAAAUAAUUUUGAUCCAAUGCAUUGUGAUUUUGAAAACAAUAUUGUACGCACCGGAUUUGACAUAUCACCUGACCAUCAUAAAACUGUAUAUCUUAUGGGAUUGGAAAGCUUAUUUUAUCAGUAUGGUGUGGAUUUAAUCAUUGCUGGUCAUGAACAUUCAUAUGAGAGAUUUUGGCCAGUUUACAACAGAACCGUUUGUAAUUCUACAACAAGUCAAAAUCCAUACAAUAAUCCAAACGCUCCAAUACAUAUUGUUAGUGGAGCUGCUGGAUCAAAUGAAGAUAACAAAGUAGGAUGCCUAUCGGUUGAUUUAUCAAGUUGGAAUUAUGAAACAAUCAUUUCGUCAUCAACUUGAAAUAACCCUGGUAAUAUGAAGUGAACUGUAGAUAGAUCCCCUAAUAAAUCAUGUUGAAAUUUUAUUAACUGACUGUAUCAAACUUUGACUCAUAUGGAUAACAUACUAGGAAGUUUAUUAUUAUGUUUAUUUUAUGCAAGGGAUGUUGCACCAAAAGGAAAAUACUUUUUAACUGAAUUGCCAUUGAUGUGUUCGAUCACAGUAAACAGUUCAAUGGGCAAAAUAAGUUUUGUUUAUUUCCUACCAUAAAAAUGAUCUUUUAUCAACUAAUCAAAUAUAGAAUGUAUUAUUCAAAGAAAAUCUAUAUGUGUAAAAAUAUUCAAGAGCAUACUUUAUAAACACCAACUGUACUAUUUGAUUUCAUACAUAAGCUUAAUCUAUGCUUCAAUGAUAAACGGAAAAUCUCCAAAAACACACAACAAACGUUUUGUUCCCUGCGAAUUUCAGUUACUGGAAAGUUUAUCUAAUGAGAGUAAAAAUUUGACGUUCUAUAAUUAUGAACUCCAGUUGUAAUAUUAUCACUGAAGUUUGGAAAACCAACAGUUUGAAUAAUAUCAGUGGUUGAAAUUAUGAGUCAAUUGAAGCUAACACACCAUACUAAACAUGGAAGCACUGGACGGCCGUUUCGUCCUAUUAUGGGACUCAUCAGCAGUGCCCUUUGAAUAAUGACUAAGCGCUCAAAAAAUAACUUGUUAUUAUUUUAUAAAUAAAAUUAUAUAUUUGUAAUAUCUCAAUGAGUAGAAAAAUUAGAUCUCCUGAUGUUUCGUGACUCGGUGUAAGCCACUUCUUCAGAGAAUAAAUAAUCAAAUCGAAAUUAAUUCAAGUUUAAAUAGUACUAAGGAAACAAUGCAAGAAUAUUAUAUGCGAUCAACCAUAAAAACAGAUCUAAACAGUUCAAGAUUGAAAAGAAGUAGCUGCCAUUGAGUUACGAAACGUCAGAAAAUCUAGUUUUUCUACUCAUUUAGUUGUUACAAAAAUAUUAGUUUACCUCAUAACAAACCGUCCAAUUACACGCAAUUAGUUCCCGUUAUGAACUUAAAUAAGGCCAGAACAAAUAUUGAUGCACAAUAAUAUGAAUUCAUUAUGUUUCGUGGUUUCUCAUCAGCUGCUUACAACCAAAUAUGUAUUAGAAUUUUACAUUGAAGUAAGAAAUAGUAUGGAACAAUAGACAUAAGUGAACGUAAAGGAUUGGAAUUACAAAGGUUAUCAAUGAUAACUAUAUACAUAUAUAUAUAUGCAAAAACAGGUCAGAGGUUAUUUGGUGUUAGAAUCAAAGAAACAUUAAGGAUGGUGAUGUAAUAGUUGAGUGGAGUUCAAAGACAGAUAAGAUAAAUUGUGUGAUAAUUUUAGAAGUAAUGAAGGAUUUACAUACGAUUCAUGGAAUUCAAAACUGAUAAGAUGGGUUACAUAAUAAUUGAAUAGAUUUUGAAGAGUUCACAUAAUUUAAGAGAAUCAAGUGAGUGGAAAUGUAUGAGUGAAGAGGUGGUUUAAGUAUUCAAUAAUGGAAGAAGAAUAUAACUCAAAGUAAACAUUAACAAAACAAAACUAAUGACCAAAAAAAUAUGGACUACCAGGGAAGUAAUAAGUUUAUUAAUGUCUCUUUUUGAAUACAUAGAUCCAGUUUGAGUUUUUUUUAUCACGAUCGCUUCGGCUAAACGGGGAGAAGCCGUAUUUCUUUGUCUGCAACUAAUUUCAAAAGCAUGAGGAAUGUCAAUGGUAUACGCGGUGUGAAGUAAAUGCUGAGCUAUUACACUGUUGACAGCCCUAGUCCCUCACAUCCUCAGUUUCUUUGGAACAUGCUCAUAAAUGAGAACAUGUACUCUUCUCUCGGUUCUUCCAAUGUAUGUGCUCCAUAUAUAUAUAUGUAAAAUUCUAAUACAUAUUUGGCUGUAAGUAGCUGAUGAGAAACUACGAAAUACAAUGAAUUCAUAUUAUUCUGCAUCAAUAUUUGUUCUGACUUUAUUUAAAUCUAUCCCAUGCUCAAUUUAUUCGAAAUUAUCAUGCCAAACCUUGGUAAUGAUACCGACAAACUCAUUGUUAUCCUUUUUAGUAAUAUUUAUGUAAAAAUGAUUAGUUCUUAUUUAUUACAACUAAACAUCAAUCGAUUACUGAUAAUGAACAGUUUGAAUUCUAUCAAGAAGUGCUUGAACUUAGAAUAAACCUUCAAUUAAUUAGUUAAUUAUUUAUGUGUAAAUGAAAGUUUCAAAAUUGUUCCUAUCAAACCAUGAUCAAAACUAGGCUAACCUGUCUCGACAAAAUCAGCUCGAUUUAUAUGAUCAUUUUAUGUGACACAUGAGAUGCUUGAGUCAAUCAUUUAGCCCUUUUUGUUAUAAGAGCUUCCUAACAUUCUGGUAAGUUGUAAUUAUUCAAUUAUGCGAACGAUAUAAACCUUUACAAAAGGAACAGUUUCUGUUCUACACUUUUACUAGUGAAAACUAUUCUGAAUGUUG
Schistosoma curassoni is the source of this 3773-nucleotide messenger RNA. The record is from the annotation of a GenBank genome assembly. Lineage: Eukaryota; Metazoa; Platyhelminthes; Trematoda; Strigeidida; Schistosomatidae.